AUGGAUAAGGAAUUAAGAAAUGCGUUAAGGUCUGAAAUAUUAGGAAUUAUAGACAGACUACCAGAAAGUCAAAAAUUAGACAUGAAUAAAACGUUGAAAGCCAACGAAAAUUGUGAAUGGCAUAAUCAAAUAUAUAUCUACAAAUGCCACCAUCAUCAACGGGAAGAAUUUCUAAAUCAAAAAAGAAGCGUCGAGUGGACUGAUAAUGAUAAAAAGAGAAAGCACGCUAAUUCACGAUAUAUAGAGAAACGAGAAAGACAGGCUAGAACAAUUAGCAAAUUAAUAAGACUGGAUGAUCAGUUGUUGGAAAAAUUUUAUAAUGACGAAAUUCAACCAGUCUUCACCGAUAAUCAAUACUAUAGUCCAAAGGUAUCAGAAACUGACGACGAAUGUUCCAAACAAAAGAUCGUCAUUAGAGACAUUAAGUGGCAAUCUUCAACGGUACGCAGAAUGAGAAAACGGAUGUAUAAUUAUGUAGAAUUUGCACCAAAUGAAGAAAAGGCACCUGUGAAUGCUCCUGCUUGGACAAAAACAGAAUACAACAGAUUGUUAAAGUCAUACAUUGGAAGAUAUAGUAAUGUUAACUACUCUCCAAUCCAUGAAGAUAUGAAUAAUGUUAAAGAGGAGAAUGAUAAUCAUAAUGGAAACUAUGCUGACAGUUUCAAGGAGAAUAAUGGGAAUAGAGAAAAAAGAAGUAGAAGUUUAAUAUUAACAGAAUAUAAUAGUGAUUAUGAGAAGGACGACGAUUAA
This is a messenger RNA of Funneliformis caledonium, 750 nucleotides long. Lineage: Eukaryota; Fungi; Glomeromycota; Glomeromycetes; Glomerales; Glomeraceae. The record is from the annotation of a GenBank genome assembly.